Messenger RNA from Dentiscutata heterogama, 2997 nucleotides. The record is from the annotation of a GenBank genome assembly. NCBI's taxonomy places the organism in Eukaryota, Fungi, Glomeromycota, Glomeromycetes, Diversisporales, Gigasporaceae.
AUGUUUAAAAAUACAUUUAUAUCCUUCAUAUUCUUAAUUUUAUUCGUAUCCAGUGCGCAUUCUGUUGAUUAUUCAUAUAAUAAUGCCUUAAACAGUGAUCAAAAUGGUACCAUCGAAGGUCUUCCAUGUCAAACAGACAAAGAGUGUAGCAUUCAAUUAAAUAUUUCUUCAAAUGGAUCUCCUGCGUUGGGUAAUUAUUUAUGUGCGCAAAAUCAAUGUAAAUUUGUUGUUGCCGCCGGCCAACCAUGUUAUGAUGCAUCAGAUUGUGCUGCCUACCACUACUAUAUUAAUAAUAUUUUCGAAAAAUCUCUUGAUAUUGACAUUUUUUGUGAUGCACGUAAUGAAAAGCUCAACUCUCGGUGUGACAAUGUGUGGAAUAAUUCAACUAAUCAUACCUUUAAAGAUCCUCAAAAAUUUUGCGGUGGUAUACCAGUGGGCGAAAAUUGCUCUUUGGUAGCCACAAAUGUUGAUCCAUGUGAUCAAUCUUUGCAAUGUAUUAAUUCAACUGAUAAUGUAAUGAGAUGUGAUAAUAAUAGUUCCAAAUCUAAUUCUGAUAUUCUUAUUGGUGUUAUAAUAUGCUUGGCUGGAAAUAUUAUAUUGAAUAUUGGUUUGAAUGUACAAAAAUUUGCUUUUACAAAAUAUCAAGAGAAAGUUAGCAAAGAUGUAAAUCGAGGAACGGAGGAUAACGAUGCGUCAUUGUCGAAUGAUAAAAAAGAUGUGCCAGGAGAAUCGAGUUUAUCAGCGCCAAGUAAUAGGCCAGCAUCUCCUCAUAGAUGGUAUAAAAAGUUUGAAAAGCUAAUGUUUUGGAAACAGAUUGUAGUGUCUCCGCUCUGGGUAACGGGUCUAUCCAUCUACGUGGGUGGUACGAUGAUGGGUUUCGUGGCAUUAAAAUUUGCUCCUCAAUCUUUGGUAGCACCAUUAGGUGCUAUCUCAUUAAUAACAAAUUUAUUAAUUGCUCCCAUACUUCACAAACAAAAGUUAUCAUAUUCAGACACUAUUGGAGUUAUAAUUAUUGUAGGUGGAUGUGUAUUGAUUACUUUCGUACCGGGUGACACGAUUCAAGAUUACGAUCUAUGCGUACUAAUGUCACUAUUUCAACGUAAAGGCACUAUAAUUUAUUUAUCAAUAAUAGCAUGUUUCGUAGUUUCACUUUAUCUAUUUAUUCGGUUUGUUGAAAAAGCCAAACCUAAAACCGAGCUAAAUGUAUCAAAGAUAAAUUCUAUUUUACCAUCAUCGAAAAAUGAUGAGAAUGAUUUGUCAAUGAGAGAUAAUUCCAAAUUCACUAAUGAUUAUAUGAAUCUAACACAUCAAGAUUCACUCAAACGAAAUAGCUUUUUAAGUUCAACGUCAUACUCUAGUGACUCACACACUCCAAGUCAACACACAGAAUUAGUGCAAGUAUUACAAGAUUCGGAUACAUCAAAUGAAAUUUCAGACACUUCAAAUAAUAAUGAAAACAUAAAAAAAUCAACGACACAACGGAAUUCAAUAACUUCAAUAACUACAAUAACUUCCGUGAAAGAUGUGAAAGAACGAAUCUUGUUACCAAUUGCAUACGCUAUUUUAGCCAGUAGCAUGGCUACCAUGACUACUUUGUUUGCCAAGUCUUUAAUAAAUUUGCUAUCAGAAUCACUAUUUCAAAAUAAUAACCAAUUCACAUAUUUUCCUUCCUGGAUAAUAUUAAUUAUAACUGUGACAACAGCAUUUGGACAAGUGUACUGGCUGAAUAUGGGACUAAAAAAGUAUGAUGCUCUAAUUCAAGUCCCUAUAUUUUUUUGUAAUUGGACUGUUUUUGACAUUAUUGGUGGAGGCAUUUAUUACGAUGAAUUCAGAAGUUACAGCAUUAAAAAAUAUGUAAUGUUCAUCGUAGGAGUGUUGCUUAUUUUCUUGGGUGUCGGGAUAUUAUCCAAACGAUUGGCAAAUUUGUCAAAAGAGGAAGAAGAAUUAAAUAAAAGACAACAGGAGUUGAAAGAGAUGAAGAAAUUCUUUAACGCUAAUUUUCCAAAAAGCGCUGAUGGUCGAGUUUAUCAUGUUGGAAUCAAACGAGGCGAAAUUGCGAAUAGAAUAAUUACUGUGGGUGAUCUAAAUAGAGCAAAAAUAUUUUUAAGAUUGCUGGACUCGGACACACCGAUAUUUCAACGAGAAAGCUAUCGAGGGUUUAUAACAAUCACUGGGAAGUAUAAAGGAGUCCCUAUUAGCAUUGUUGGAAUUGGGAUGGGUUUAUCAAUGAUGGACUUUUUCGUUCGCGAAACCAGAGCGGUAGUAGACGGGACCAUGAUCAUAAUAAGGCUUGGGACAUGUGGUUCUAUUGGUAAAGCUAAUACCGGCGAUAUAGUCAUAUCAGAAGGUUCUUUCGCGGUCACGAGAAAUUACAAUUAUCCAAUUUGUGAGAAUAAGAUAAUUCAAGAUUGUGAAACAAAGACGAAAGAACAGCCGUACAACAUAUCAAAAGUGUUCUAUGGAGACAAGGAGAUUUGCAGUUUGAUUCGAAAACAAUUAAUAAUUUCUGGAAUCCUCGGUAGCCAAAUAGUUCAAGGUCUAAAUGCUACAAGUGAUAGUUUUUAUUCUUCGCAAGGUAGAUAUGACGAAAAUUUCGAGGAUUACAAUAAAGGACUGAUCGAAUCUAUUCGUACUGAAUAUCCGGAAGCGGAAUCAUUUGAAAUGGAAACUUUCAUGCUUUAUUAUUUAGCCAAGUGUAGUACCGAUGUCCCAUAUCGUUCUCAACGCAAAGUUAGUAAUGAAUUAAAAAAAGAGGGAAAACAAAAGACAAAAAUUAGUAACAAUACUUUAACAACCCAAAACGGAUUUAAUUCAAGAAAUAGCAUAAGAGCAGCUGCAGUUACGAUAGUAAUCUCGGAUCGUAACAAAAACGAAAUGAUCGGUCCUGAUAAAAUUAAUUAUUUAGAAAGAACUGUUGGAGAAGCUGUUUUGAAAGGUUUAAUAGAGAUUGAAUUGGAUGAAGAGCAUAUUGGCGAUGAUUGUGUUUGGAAUUUGAAA